AUGUAUUCAUCUAAAAGACCAUAUAAAAUAUUGCAAAAAGGAAAAAUAAAUGACGAUAAUAAAAAAGACACUAACGAAAAAAAAAAAGAAGAUAAGAUAUAUGAAGAUGGCAAGAAAUACAUUAGUGAGAGAAAAAAAAAAGAAGAAGAAAUGAAAUAUUAUGAUACAAGUUAUAGAAAAUAUACUAAUAAAAGCUAUGAAGAAAGUGAAAGAAGAAAAAAAAGUUCAAGAAAUUAUAAUUCUGGUAGUAACUAUUAUGAAAAAUACUCGAAGGUGUAUACUAAUUACUAUGAUGAAAAAUUGAAUAAUCAGGCAUCAUUAAAAAAAAAAAAUAAUGUAUUAGUGUCUUUGUUAAUUCAAUCAAAAAAUGAUGUCAACAAAAAAAAAAUUGUGGUAAGACAUUUACCUCCAACUUUAAGUGAAAAUCAUUUUUUUGAUUCAUUUUCAAAUAAUCUAAAGGAUGAAUUAGAUUAUUAUUAUUAUGUUAAUGGGAGAGUAGGAAAGGAUUCAUCAGGUGAUAUAAUUCAUUCUCGCAUUUAUUUAUCUUUUAAAGAUGAUUUGAAAACAGAAGAAUUCAUAAGAACUCAAAAUGGAAAAUUUUUUUAUGACUUAAAUGGGGUUAAGUAUAAAGCAAUUGUAUCGUUAGCACCGAAUCAAACAUUAAUACAAAAAAAUAAGCAUGAUGGUAGAAAUAAUACUUUAGACUCAGAUGAAUAUUUUUUAAAAUGCUGCGAAGAAAUGAAUAACCCUAUUCAACCUAUAAGGAAAGAUAUAGAUUAUUAUGAAUUAAUUAAUGUAGUAAAUGAAAAUGGCGCUAUAUUAUCUCCUAUAGUUGUAGAAUUAAGAAAUAAAUUAAAAAAAAAAAAAUAA
This is a messenger RNA of Plasmodium relictum, 870 nucleotides long. It is a transcript of the gene UPF3B, whose product is annotated as regulator of nonsense transcripts 3B, putative. The record is from RefSeq and is a predicted model, not a curated record. Gene Ontology annotation, biological process: positive regulation of translation; nuclear-transcribed mRNA catabolic process, nonsense-mediated decay. Gene Ontology annotation, molecular function: mRNA binding. The coding region runs from base 1 to 870 and encodes 289 amino acids. Gene Ontology annotation, cellular component: nucleolus; cytoplasm. Lineage: Eukaryota; Apicomplexa; Aconoidasida; Haemosporida; Plasmodiidae. The transcript has a single exon.